UUAGAGGUUAACUGAGACAUUCCAUUCCACAUACUUGUGUACAAUGGUGGUGCUGUUCUCAGGAUCUAGGUGUAUUCAUUUAUCUCUUUUCAUUCCCAAUUUCCGUCAUUUCAACCUUCCAAACCCUAAUUUCAUUCCCAAUUUUCGUCAUUUCAAUCUUCCAAACCCUAAUUUCCUUCGUUACUUCCCAUCUUCAAACUCAAGGUUAUACUCUCAAUUCCAUAACCAAGAGAAAGACAAUCUCGUUUCCUCCUUCAAUCUCUUGCUCCAUCAGAAUCCUACUCCAUCCAUCAUCAUCCAAUUUGGCAAGAUUUUAGGUUCCCUUGUCAAGGCCAAACAUUACUCCACUGCUGUUGCACUUCAUCGAAAACUGGAAUUGAACGGAGUUGCUUCAGAUUUAGUUACUUUGAGCAUUUUGAUCAAUUGCUUUUGUCAAUUGGGUCUAAACUCUUUUUCCUUUUCUGUAUUUGCCAACAUUCUCAAGAAGGGUUAUCGGCCAGAUACCAUAAUUUUGACUACACUCAUCAAGGGUCACUGUCUCAAGGGUGAGGUCCAUGAAGCAUUGCACUUUCAUGACAAGGUGGUAGCGCAGGGAUUUCGUUUGGACCAAGUUUGUUAUGGCACCUUGAUUAAUGGCUUAUGUAAAGUUGGAAAAACAAGAGAAGCCCUUCAAUUGCUGAGACAAGUUGAUGGGAAAUUGGUUCAGCCUAAUGUGGUAAUGUACAACACUGUUAUUGAUAGUAUGUGUAAAGAUAAACUUGUUAAUGAUGCGUUUGAUUUAUAUUUUGAAAUGGUUGCUAAGAGAGUUUCUCCUACUGUUGUCACUUAUAAUACUUUAAUUUGUGGCUUAUGCAUUAUGGGUCAAGUCAAAGAUGCUAUUGGUUUGUUAUACAAAAUGAUAUUAGAAAACAUCAACCCAAGUGUGUAUAGCUUUAAUAUAUUGGUUGAUGCAUUUAGUAAGGAAGGAAAAAUGAAACAAGCUAAAGCAGUGGUUGCUGCCAUGAUGAAAAAAGGCACAAAACCCGAUGUUGUUACUUAUAGCUCUUUAAUGGAUGGAUAUUGUAUGGUUAAACAAGUGGACAAGGCCAAGGAUAUAUUCAAUGCUAUGGCCCAGGGAAAAGUGACUGCUAAUGUUCAUAGCUACAAUAUCAUGAUUAAUGGAUUUUGUAAGAAUAAAAUGGUGGAUGAAGCUAUUAAUCUUUUCGAAGAAAUACAUCGGAGACAAAUCAUUCCUGAUACGAUAACGUACAGUUCCCUUAUUGAUGGCUUGUGCAAAUCAGGGAGAAUCUCAUAUGCUUUGGAGCUUGUGGAUGAGAUGCGUGAUAGAGGUCAACCACCUGAUAUAUUAACUUACAAUUCUAUAUUGGAUGCUCUAUUAAAAAAUCACCAUGUUGACAAAGCAAUUGUGUUGUUAAGAAAAGUGAAAGACCAGGGUAUUCGACCAAGUUUGUAUACAUAUAAUAUUCUUAUCAAGGGACUCUGCCAAAGUGGAAUGCUUAAGAAGGCACAAGAUAUUUUUCAAGAUCUUUUAGUUAAAGGCUACAAUCUAGAUGUCUAUACAUAUACCAUUAUGAUCCGAGGGUUUUGUGACAAAGGCUUGUUUGAUGAAGCAUUGGCCUUGCUGUCAAAAAUGAAAGACAAUGGCUGCAUUCCAAAUGCUAAAACAUAUGAAACAAUUAUUCUUUCUUUGUUCGAAAAAGAUGAAAAUGAUAUGGCGGAAAAACUUCUUCGUGAAAUGAGUAUGAGAGGUCUAUUGUAAGAUUAAAACUAGAUGAUAUAAAAUUACCUCAUUGACAGUGCCAUCACUUAAUUGGGCGUGGUUUAGAACUUUUUGUCAAUAGUGCUAGCAGGGUUGUUGAGAGUGUAGGGCUAAGAGUGACUGAAUUCAAAGAAGGGGAUCGUGUGCUAACAGUUUUUAUUGGAGAAAUUCGUAUGUCAUGCAAAAUGUGUAAAUCAGGAAAAAGUAAUAUUUGACAAGUUUUGGGAUUAGAAAGAAAGGGUUCAAUGCAUAGUGAUCAAAAGACAAGAUUCUCAAUAAAAGGGAAGCUUGUUUAUCAUUAUUGGGAUGUUUCAAGUUUUAGUGAAUAUACAGUUGUCCAUUCUGGAUGUGCAGUGAAAGUUAGUCCUCAUGUACCUCUUGAUAAAAUGCCUUCUAAGCUGUGGGGUUGCUGCAGGUCUGGGUGAAGCAUGGAAUAUUGCUGAUGUGACAAAAGGAUCAACAAUAGUUAUAUUUGGUCUCGGAACUGUUGGCUUUUCUGUUGCUCAAGGUGCAAAACUAAGAGGUGCAUCUAGAAUAAUUGGUGUUGACAACAAUACACGGAAGUGUGAAAAUGCUAAAUCUUUUAGGGUUAGAGAAGUUGUUGAUCCGAAUUCGUACAAAGAGCCUAUCACGCAGCACACAAACUCAGAAGACAGCUUAUGGCAGCUUGUUCUAUGACUAGUGGAGUGAAAGUUAACUUGGAAGUAGAAGGUUAUGUUUGUUCUCUUUACUGUAAUUUGCUACAAUAAAGCUAAAUAUAUGUGGCUAGAAAGUUUUCCAUUCACCUGUCUCACUUGUCUCACUUACUUGGUAGUGAGAAGAGUAGAUGGCAUUCUAAUCCUACAAAAGGGAGUUGCGGAUAUAACAUGUAUGACUGAAAUUCUUGAGCACUUGAAUAAACAUGGAGAGGUUCAGAACUUUA
This is a messenger RNA of Lathyrus oleraceus (garden pea), 2681 nucleotides long. RefSeq names its product putative pentatricopeptide repeat-containing protein At1g12700, mitochondrial. Gene Ontology annotation, molecular function: protein binding. The transcript has 7 exons. The record is from RefSeq and is a predicted model, not a curated record. NCBI's taxonomy places the organism in Eukaryota, Viridiplantae, Streptophyta, Magnoliopsida, Fabales, Fabaceae. The coding region runs from base 44 to 1759 and encodes 571 amino acids.